Molecule: messenger RNA, 3510 nt
Organism: Lagenorhynchus albirostris (white-beaked dolphin)
Lineage: Eukaryota; Metazoa; Chordata; Mammalia; Artiodactyla; Delphinidae
Gene: DIS3L
Product: DIS3 like exosome 3'-5' exoribonuclease
Exons: 17
Coding region: 71-3217 (1048 amino acids)
Biological process (GO): rRNA catabolic process
Cellular component (GO): cytoplasmic exosome (RNase complex)
Molecular function (GO): 3'-5'-RNA exonuclease activity; RNA binding
Source: RefSeq, a predicted model, not a curated record
GCCGCUUCCCAGCCGCUUGCUCCGGGCGGCCUCGCGGGGCCCGGAGCUCUGCCCGGGGAGCGCCGCCAGCAUGCUGCAGAAGCGGGAGAAGGUGCUGCUCCUGAGGACCUUCCAGGGCCGGACGCUGCGGAUCGUGAGGGAGCACUACCUGCGGCCCAGCGUGCCCUGCAACAGCCCGCUCUGCCCGCAGCCCGCCAUCUGCCGCAACGAUGGGAAACUCUUGUCUAGUGACGUGACUCAUUACAUGAUCCCAGAUUGGAAAGUCGUUCAAGAUUACCUCGAGAUCCUUGAGUUUCCUGAAUUGAACGGAAUUAUUUUCAUGCAAACGGCUUGUCAAGCUGUGCAGCAUCAAAGAGGCCGGAGACAGUAUAACAAAUUGCGAAAUCUCCUGAAGGAUGCGCGUCAUGAUUGUGUUCUCUUCGCUAAUGAAUUCCAGCAGUCCUGCUAUCUCCCUCGGGAAAGAGGGGAGUCCAUGGAGAAGUGGCAGAGCAGGAGCAUCUACAAUGCAGCCACUUGGUACUAUCACCACUGCCAAGACAGGAUGCCAAUCGUUAUGGUGACAGAAGAUGAAGAGGCAAUUCAGCAGUAUGGAAGUGAAACGGAAGGAGUGUUUGUGAUUUCCUUCAAGAAUUACCUGGACAAUUUUUGGCCUGAUUUAAAGGCCACCCACGAGCUUUGUGAGUCUAUCCUUCAGUCUCGACGAGAAAGAGAGAAUGAGAGUCAGGAGAGCCACGGGAAGGAGUACCCAGAACAUCUACCCCUGGAAGUGUUAGAAGCCGGCAUUAAGUCUGGGCGCUACAUCCAGGGAACUCUGAACGUCAACAAACACAGAGCACAAAUAGAAGCUUUUGUUCGACUUCAAGGAGCCAGCAGUAAAGAUUCAGGUCUAGUCAGUGACAUCCUAAUCCACGGGAUGAAGGCUCGAAACCGCUCUAUUCACGGGGACGUGGUAGUUGUCGAACUGCUCCCUAAAAAUGAAUGGAAAGGAAGAACCACCGCCCUGGGUGAGAAUGACGGCGAGUCCCCGAGUGAGCCCAUGCCCACAGGCAGAGUGGUGGGUAUCCUUCAGAAGAACUGGCGGGAUUAUGUGGUGACAUUUCCAUCCAAAGAAGAGGUCCAAUCGCAGGGCAAAAAUGCUCGGAAAAUCCUAGUUACACCUUGGGAUUACAGAAUUCCCAAAAUCCGAAUUAGCACUCAGCAAGCAGAAGCCCUCCAGGACUUCCGGGUGGUUGUGCGCAUUGAUUCCUGGGAGUCGACAUCGAUGUAUCCAAGUGGACAUUUUGUGCGUGUUUUAGGAAGAAUCGGAGACCUGGAAGGGGAAAUUGCAACCAUCCUGGUGGAGAACAGCAUUUCAGUUGUCCCCUUCUCAGAAGCUCAGAUGUGUGAGAUGCCAGUAAACACAGCCGAAAAUCCCUGGAAGGUGAGUUCUGAAGAGGAACGAGAACGUAAAGACCUUAGGAAAACCCAUCUGGUAUUCAGCAUUGACCCCAGAGGUUGUGAAGAUGUGGACGACACCCUCUCAGUCAGAGCCUUGGAUAACGGCAACCUAGAGCUCGGGGUCCACAUCGCAGACGUGACGCACUUUGUGACAUCGCAUUCUUAUAUUGAUAUUGAAGCUAGAACAAGGGCCACCACUUAUUACUUAGCGGACCGUCGCUAUGACAUGCUGCCCUCCAUCCUCAGCGCUGAUGUGUGCUCCCUCCUGGGAGGCGUUGACAGGUAUGCUGUAAGCAUCAUGUGGGAAUUGGAUAAAACCUCCUAUGACAUUAAGAAAGUAUGGUAUGGCAGAACCAUUAUUCGAUCAGCAUACAAACUAUUUUAUGAAGCAGCCCAAGAAUUACUGGACGGAAACGUCGACAUUGUUGAUGAUAUUCCAGAAUUCAGGGACAUGGAUGAGAAGAGCCGACAAGCCAAGCUAGAGGAGUUACUGUGGGCAAUUGGAAAGUUGACGGACAUAGCCCGCCACAUCCGAGCCAAACGAGACCGAUGCGGAGCCCUGGGGCUGGAAGGGGUAGAGGUUCGCAUCCAGCUCGAUGAGAAGAAGAACAUUCACGACCUCAUCCCCAAGCAGCCCCUGGAAGUCCAUGAGACGGUGGCUGAAUGCAUGAUCCUGGCCAACCACUGGGUAGCCAAGAAGAUCUACGAGAGCUUCCCUCGCCAGGCCUUGCUGCGCCAGCACCCUCCUCCACACCAGGAGUUUUUUUCUGAACUCCGAGAGUGUGCUAAAGCAAAGGGCUUCUUCAUAGAUACACGGUCCAAUAAAGCACUGGCUGAUUCUCUGGAUAAUGCAAAUGACCCCAACGAUCCCAUUGUCAACUGGUUGCUUCGAUCAAUGGCUACACAAGCCAUGUCUAACGCACUGUAUUUCUCCACUGGAUCAUGUGCCGAGGAAGAGUUCCAUCACUAUGGUCUAGCAUUAGAUAAAUAUACUCACUUUACCUCUCCGAUAAGAAGAUACUCAGAUAUUAUAGUACACCGACUGUUAAUGGCAGCCAUUUCAAAAGAUAAGAAAAUGGAAAUUAAGGAAAAUUUGUUCAGCAACAAAGAUCUGGAGGAAUUAUGCAGACAUAUCAACAACAGAAACCGAGCAGCACAGCAUUCUCAGAAGCAGUCUACAGAGCUCUUCCAGUGCAUGUAUUUUAAAGACAAAGACCCAGAAACUGAGGAGCGUUGCAUAGCUGAUGGGGUUAUUUAUUCAAUUAGGACAAACGGUGUGCUUGUGUUUAUACCAAGGUUUGGGAUUAAAGGUGCUGCUUAUCUAAAAAAUAAAGAUGGUUUGGUGAUCUCAUGCAGCCCAGAUGGCCAUUCUGAAUGGAAACCAGGAUCCCUUCAACGAUUUCAAAACAAAAUCACCUCUACCACGACAGGAGGGGAAUCUGUUACGUUCCAUUUGUUUGACCACGUAACAGUGAGAAUAUCUGUACAGGCCUCACGUUGCCAUUCUGAUACAAUAAGGCUUGAAAUAAUAAGCAACAAACCAUACAUGAUGCCAGAUACAGAACUUUUUCAGCAGAGUUCCCUCUUGCUAAAGAGUGAUUUAGUGAAAGAAGUAACUAGAUCAAUGGAGGAAGCUCAGCUUGCUCAAGAAGUCAAAGUAAAUGUCAUUGAGAAAGAUUAUCAAAAAUAUUGCCAGACAAAGGGAAGAAGCCUGUACACACUUCUAGAGGAAAUAAGAGACCUGGCUCUCCUGGAUGUUUCCAACAGUUAUGGAAUAUGAAACUCUUCUUACUUCAUUAAAAGACCUUUGUCUUACAUGAAUGUUUUACCUUCUUUUAAACAUUAAGAUGUAAUUUUCUGCAUCACCCCAUGUCACCCAAUCCCUGAGUGGGAUUGGGUAGAUAUUUCAGAUAUUUGUGAAAUGUUUUCUUAUCAUUAAUUUAAGUUGCAUGAAAUAAAGUACAGUUAGGUCACUAUGGAAAGUGGUUUUUCAGAGAUAAGUAGAUACUGAAUCCUGGCUCUGCAAAUCAUGUUGCUGGUCCUGCUAAUAAACCCAGAAUUGACUUUUGGUUA